CCUAGACCAUAGAGCUACCAUCGAUAGAACCACCCCCCAGCAUGCAUGAAUCCCUCAUUCUAUCCACGUUCGACCGUCUCGUCGAAUGCGGCCUCGUCCUCUACGAUGACAAACAAAGAAUCAUCGAGCACACUGACGGCAACCUCAAAUUCCAAUUCGUCCUCACCUCCGCGCUGAUCAAAAAGCCCACCCUCGCGACCGCUCCGGCCCAGGAGCAGAGCGACGCACGAGGGCCCGAAAAGCGCGCCGGCAGCGACAUCGACACGGCCGGGUUCGAGAUCGGCACGAUCGGAGACACGCACUUUGUCAUUGCGAACAAGUUCUGCUUCGCGCGGCCCCACCUCAUGAUUCUGAGCCUGGACGGGUUCCGCCGCCAGUACGAGCCGCUCGACGAGCCCGACCUCGCCGGUGCGUGGCAGCUCCUGAAUGCCGCGGACACGGACUCGGUGGCCUUUUACAACUGCGGCCGAGACGGCGGGUGCAGCCGUCUGCAUAAGCAUCUGCAGGUGAUGCCCCUGCCGGCGAAUAGCUUCGCGGCCUUUCUGGAUGCGGAUUCCCCCGAGGAGGAGAACGAGACCAAGGUGCCGUUUGAAUGGUUCUAUCGGCGGUUCGAACAAGACGGGGUGACCCCCGCUGCGUUGGUCGGGGUCUAUAAUGAGCUGCUGCUGCAGGCGACCAAGGUGGGUGCUGGCCGUUGGGAAUACACGGCCAGUGCUCCGUCUGGGGCGGCCUGUCCGCAUAAUAUGAUCCUGACCAAGAGGUGGAUGAUCGUGCUGCCGAGGAGACGAGGCGCAAUCAAUAAGGAGGCCGGGGUGAAUUCGCUGGGCAUGCUGGGGGUGAUCGCCGUGGCCACAACCAAGGAGAUUGAUAAUUGGGUCCGGUUGGGCCUGACGGAGUCUCUGGGAGAAUUGGGUGUUCCCAAGGGGAAGUAAUUGUGCGCUAUCUAUAGAUAACAGGUCGUUGGCUCGAAGUAAUCCUCUCACUCAAGGAUAUCUUGGACAGUUUCAGUUUCGUCUAUUAUCGCAUCCCAGUUCCUG
This is a messenger RNA of Aspergillus steynii IBT 23096, 1037 nucleotides long. RefSeq lists its product as uncharacterized. The record is from RefSeq and is a predicted model, not a curated record. The transcript has 2 exons. Gene Ontology annotation, molecular function: ATP binding; ATP:ADP adenylyltransferase activity. Gene Ontology annotation, biological process: nucleotide metabolic process. NCBI's taxonomy places the organism in Eukaryota, Fungi, Ascomycota, Eurotiomycetes, Eurotiales, Aspergillaceae. The coding region runs from base 42 to 932 and encodes 296 amino acids.